Messenger RNA from Olea europaea var. sylvestris, 1153 nucleotides. Its product is annotated as myb-related protein 330-like. Bases 211 to 1077 code for a protein of 288 amino acids. The record is from RefSeq and is a predicted model, not a curated record. Lineage: Eukaryota; Viridiplantae; Streptophyta; Magnoliopsida; Lamiales; Oleaceae. The transcript is spliced from 3 exons.
CUCCCACGCCACCCCACUCUGCCUACCCUACUUCUAGUCCACCCCACCCCCAACUUCUUCAUUCAUAUAUUAUACCAUCUUCUUCUAUUUUCUUGAUAUCAAACUUUUCUCUCUCAAUCAAUCAAACAUCAUUAGAAAACCAGAAAAAGUGUACCAGAAAAAAUCUCUGUUUCUUGAAUUACUGCACAGUUUUCAAGAAAGUCUUGAAUCAUGGGUCGCUCGCCUUGCUGUGAAAAAGCUCAUACAAACAAAGGCGCUUGGACUAAAGAAGAAGACCAAAGACUCAUCAAUUACAUCCGUUUACAUGGUGAAGGCUGCUGGCGUUCCCUCCCCAAAGCCGCAGGGCUGCUGAGGUGUGGGAAAAGUUGCAGAUUGAGGUGGAUAAAUUACCUAAGGCCUGAUCUCAAGAGAGGGAAUUUUACUGAAGAAGAAGAUGAUAUCAUAAUCAAACUUCAUAGUCUGCUUGGAAACAAAUGGUCUUUGAUAGCAGGAAGACUGCCAGGGAGGACUGAUAAUGAGAUCAAGAAUUAUUGGAAUACCCACAUUAAACGCAAGCUUAUUAGCCGUGGCAUUGACCCUCAAACUCACUGUCCACUCCACGGCGGCGCCACCACUGAUACCACCAAGGAUUCGGCCACUUCGACCCUGAAAACCACGGCGAAUAUAUCUUUGGACUUCAGCAACCCAGCACAAUUAUCAGAAAAGUCCACUUUGUUGAUCAAUGAGUCCGAUAACAAGUGCAUGCCUCCAACAGACUCUUCUAACGACACCAAAUGCAGCAGCGGCACCACCUCGGAGGCUCCGCCACCGCCGGAGAAAAACAUUAUACAUGCGAAUGCAAUUGACCUUGAACUUUCCAUAGGACUUCCUUCUCAAUCAAAGUACAAAAAGACAGCUUCUUUCAACUCAUCUGCAGAGUCUAAGCUUUUCUUUGAUUUCUUGCAACCGGCGGCGACACCAUCUCCAGCGGUGCCGCUGGCAGGGCCAAUGAUGUUUUCUUGUUGUCCCUUAGGAUUUCAGAAAGGUCAGUUAUGUAGUAAUUGCGAAGGUAGAAUUGGUCUAUACAGAUAUUGUUGACCAUUGGAUCAGUAGAUUUUCGGUGUAGAUAUUAAUGCAUCUAUUUAAUGCAAGUCUUCCUAUAUAAUUAUUAGCC